CUUCCCAGCCCCCGGCCUAGCUCUGCGAACGGUGACUGCCCAUCCUUGGCCGCAAUGAGCCACCACCCGUCGGGCCUCCGGGCCGGCUUCAGCUCCACCUCAUACCGCCGUACCUUCGGUCCACCGCCCUCACUAUCCCCCGGGGCCUUCUCCUACUCGUCCAGCUCCCGCUUCUCCAGCAGCCGCCUGCUGGGCUCCGCGUCCCCGAGCUCCUCGGUGCGCCUGGGCAGCUUCCGUAGCCCCCGAGCGGGAGCGGGCGCCCUCCUGCGCCUGCCCUCGGAGCGCCUCGACUUCUCCAUGGCCGAGGCCCUCAACCAGGAGUUCCUGGCCACGCGCAGCAACGAGAAGCAGGAGCUGCAGGAGCUCAACGACCGCUUCGCCAACUUCAUCGAGAAGGUACGCUUUCUGGAGCAGCAGAACGCGGCCCUGCGCGGGGAGCUGAGCCAAGCCCGGGGCCAGGAGCCGGCGCGCGCCGACCAGCUGUGCCAGCAGGAGCUGCGCGAGCUGCGGCGAGAGCUGGAGCUGUUGGGCCGCGAGCGUGACCGGGUGCAGGUGGAGCGCGACGGGCUGGCGGAGGACCUGGCGGCGCUCAAGCAGAGGUUGGAGGAGGAGACGCGCAAGCGGGAGGACGCGGAGCACAACCUCGUGCUCUUCCGCAAGGACGUGGACGAUGCCACUCUGUCCCGCCUGGAACUAGAGCGCAAGAUUGAGUCUCUGAUGGAUGAGAUUGAGUUCCUCAAGAAGCUGCACGAGGAGGAGCUGCGAGACCUGCAGGUGAGUGUGGAGAGCCAGCAGGUGCAGCAGGUGGAGGUGGAAGCCACGGUGAAGCCCGAGCUGACGGCAGCGCUGAGGGACAUCCGCGCGCAGUACGAGAGCAUCGCCGCGAAGAACCUGCAGGAGGCGGAGGAGUGGUACAAGUCCAAGUACGCGGACCUGUCCGACGCUGCCAACCGGAACCACGAGGCCCUGCGCCAGGCCAAGCAGGAGAUGAACGAGUCCCGACGCCAGAUCCAGAGUCUAACGUGCGAGGUGGACGGGCUGCGCGGCACGAACGAGGCGCUGCUCAGGCAGUUGAGAGAGCUGGAGGAGCAGUUCGCCCUGGAGGCGGGGGGCUACCAGGCGGGCGCUGCGCGGCUCGAGGAGGAGCUGCGACAGCUAAAAGAGGAGAUGGCGCGGCACCUGAGGGAGUACCAGGAGCUCCUCAACGUCAAGAUGGCCCUGGACAUCGAGAUCGCCACCUACCGCAAGCUGCUGGAGGGCGAGGAGAGCCGGAUCUCCGUGCCCGUCCAUUCUUUUGCCUCCUUAAAUAUAAAGACGACUGUGCCUGAGGUGGAGCCUCCCCAGGACAGCCACAGCCGGAAGACGGUUCUGAUCAAGACCAUUGAGACCCGGAAUGGGGAGGUGGUGACAGAGUCCCAGAAGGAGCAGCGCAGUGAGCUGGACAAGUCUUCUGCCCACAGUUACUGAACCCCUUGGUCCGGAGCCUUGACUCUGCCCUAGGCCUGCUCAAAGCCCAAACCCUAAGACCACUCCUGAAUUGUCUCCUCUCCCUCUGCAUGUGUCUAAAAGGUGGUACCAGGCAUCCCUUUCCUGGCUUAUGGCCAAGCCCUACCCGGCCAGCAGUCGCUGGGCCUCUCCCUGCCCUGACACUUGAUGUGACCUAUGUGCUUCCCUUUUCAUGUCCCGAUAAGAAGCCAAUGAUCCCCCCUCAGGACAAAUCUACUCCAGCCACGAUGAGAAGUGGGUGAGCCAGGGUCUGAGUUUCACAUUUGAACCAAAUAAAAUGCUGUCAAGAGAAAA
Messenger RNA from Homo sapiens (human), 1800 nucleotides. RefSeq names its product peripherin (gene PRPH). Gene Ontology annotation, cellular component: intermediate filament; cytoskeleton; axon. Gene Ontology annotation, molecular function: structural molecule activity. The transcript has 9 exons. Bases 55 to 1467 code for a protein of 470 amino acids. The record is from RefSeq and is marked reviewed. Lineage: Eukaryota; Metazoa; Chordata; Mammalia; Primates; Hominidae.